CAACGUCUCGGCGACAGAGCCAUCUCGGACCUUGAAGAGUCGAGGUCGAGCGGAAACACGCACUCGUUCCACACCGGUGCCGCACACCGUCGUUCCGUGAUCCUUGAAACGGGAUCUCCGGUGUCCAACGGGCCGUACCGAAACCGAUCCUGAUCGUUCACGUGAUCGAGAGUCGGCGCUGGACCUAGCCAGGAAGUUCGACGACCAUCAACGACACGAUGCUGCCGAGAGGAGCGAUCUGCCUGCUCCUGGUGACCUUGACCCUGAGCGGCAGCCAAUGCGCCACCAGAUACUUCGUGAAGAUGAGGACGAACGCGUCGGAGCUGUUCAGAACAAGAAUGGAGAGUCCGGAAAUCCUUGAGGACUCGAUGGCGGCUCCGUCGAGCCAACUGCGCAGCUUCCGGGCCGACGACGAAAGAAGAACGAAGGACAUCAAGCUCGAGGACGAGCACAAGAACAUGUUCGAGACGUCCACGUUCAAUCCGGACGUGCUGAACAAGUUUCUCGAGGAAUACGCGAACAGGAUCAAAGGAAGCACCGAGAAAUAUCCGAAGUAUCCCUUCAGGAUCGUGAAGCCUGCAGCAGAACCUCUGCUCCUGGAAGUGGACGACACUACCACGCAUCCGACCAGUGUCAGCUAUGACCACGAAACUAAGUUCGACGCGAACGUGGAGAACACUACGUCAGCUGAAGACGCGCUAACCGAAGGUUUGAACGACACCCUGAAGAGGAACAAGUACUACGGUGCAAACUCGUACGAAGAUCGAAACGGUUGGGUCACUCUGGAAGCAAUUCCUUGGUCAAAAAGCAAGAUUUCCAAGUGGCAGGCGACUGCUACAACUCAACGGCCCUGGCCGGAAGUGAAGCCAUGGGAGAAACCCGGCAUGGGAAAGCCGUGGGCCUCUGACUAUGCUGUUAGGCCAAUCUAUGAAAAUAAUAAGCCAUGGUACCAGGAGAAACCGAAGCCUACGUGGCCGGAGACGAGCAACGAAAAGCCGUGGCAGAAGCUCACCACCACACGUCCCUCCUAUUAUCCGGACAAGAACGAAGGGAACCAGGCGCAGAAAUGGCCGCCGGAGAGGCCAUCCUGGAACAAGUACACCGACCGCCCGAACGGCGACAUAAUCACGGACAAUCGUCCGGCGAACUUUCCCAGCACUUGGAACAGGCCGCCGCAGCCCACGAAGCCCAGCUACCAGUUUCUAGAUCGGUACUCCGAUAAGAACCAAGCCGAAGAGAACAACGAUUGGCAUGAUUUUCCAAAUCGCUACGACGAUCGUCCUCGGCCCACCACCGAGAGCCCCGGCUUCUCCCAGUAUCAAUACGUGAACAAUCAUCCUCAGAGCUAUCCCGGGAACAGCGACGGACAAUGGGUCCUGUUGUCUACAAACAGGGGCUACUCGAAAUCCAGACAGAGAUCGAUCAAGAUCGACGCAACGCCGUCGUCAACGAACGGUACCAAGGUCGUCGGAGGUAGAAAAGAGGAGCACGAUCCAGCUAUCGCCGUGAUGACAUCGAAGAGACAGGUCAGGCUGACGGUGUUACCGUCACUCAACGGUACGAACACUACCACAUCUCACGGAGGGCUGCUCGAAGUGGAGAAGACGUUCAAGAGCGUGGAUCAGAGCCGGAAGGAGUACGAGCAGGAAAGACAGACGCUGCCCGCCAUUUUCAACAGGAGGCCGAUCAGAAAUACGCUCGGCAAUCAGCCAUCUAAUUCGGCGGUGUUGGCGGCUGUCGGUGCAGGAAUAUUACCGGCAACAAUGGCGAUGAUGAUACCAAUGAUACUUGGCCGUCGAAAGAGGGACGUAUCUUCUGCGAACCCAAGACUGCUCGAUCAUCGUGACACAAUGAUGCAUAUUCGUGUCCCCGCGAAUAAACGAAUCCGAGGAACGAGGCUAAGAUAGGGCAAACAAAUCUCUGAUAAUGGAGAAGAACGAACAGUCCCGGUGUUCGGCGAUGAUCAUGGAGCUUGUAAUAUAUCGCGAUCGAUUAAUUUACGAGAGAAACGAGGUGUAAGAUACGCGUUUAAAAUUCCGUGGCAAUUUCGUCAGCGCGAUCAACGACACAGAACACAGAAUUUCCUUAUAACACGGAAAAGAACGGCAACGUUCCGAUGGAGAAAUAAGCCUCGAAUCACCGAGAAACUCUGUAUCACGGGUCCCAUUUUAAUCUCAUCGCUGAACUCAUCAUCACCGGAAAGUGUAAUCGCCUCGAAAUACUCGAAACUCCUUUCGCACGGAGCAAAACAUUUCGAAUUUUCUUCGCCAUUCGCUGAUCUUCUCUUUAAUGUUGCAUCGCUCGUUAACCGCUUUAAAUGAAUAGAAAGGAUAUGUUGUUCCUUGAUCGAAUUUAUCGGUGAUCGUACCACCGAUUCCGCAGUGUUCGAUGAUCAAACGUUUCAUACGAAAUUUCAUAUUGCGAAUUUCAUAUUGUUUCACGACGAAGCAAGCAAUCGGAAUAUGCUCGUGUUACACGAACGCGAACGCGUUAUCUGCGUGAUUUUUUGUUUUAAGCAAAACUAGAGGAUGCACGUGCGUAGAUCCAGCGUUCUUCGUUUCGCAUAUGCUAACCCUUGUUACUCGUUACGAAGCGUUAAAUUAACACCGCUAAUUAUAAUAUUGAUUCUCAGUGAAUUCUCGAAAGAAGGAUAAUACGUCAGUGUGUAUCGUGGACGGAAUCGAACGGAGAGAGAGAUGCUGUGUGUAUUUUCAUAACAUACCUUACGUACGCGCCAGGAUAUCAUACGGAAGCACGUAUUAUAUUUAUUUAUUUAUUUAUUUAAUAUAUUUAUUUAUAAUAUACUUUACAGUGUUUCGUAUAUUUCGUCGUUCGCUUAAAAAUACUUAAUAAAACGUAUAAGUACCAGAAACAA
This is a messenger RNA of Megalopta genalis, 2875 nucleotides long. RefSeq lists its product as uncharacterized. The record is from RefSeq and is a predicted model, not a curated record. Lineage: Eukaryota; Metazoa; Arthropoda; Insecta; Hymenoptera; Halictidae.